Trematosphaeria pertusa is the source of this 2823-nucleotide messenger RNA. RefSeq lists its product as uncharacterized. The record is from RefSeq and is a predicted model, not a curated record. Gene Ontology annotation, cellular component: nucleus; cytoplasm. The transcript is spliced from 2 exons. Gene Ontology annotation, biological process: regulation of DNA-templated transcription; circadian rhythm. The annotation marks the transcript as partial. Lineage: Eukaryota; Fungi; Ascomycota; Dothideomycetes; Pleosporales; Trematosphaeriaceae.
AUGAAUCGACCUCCGGGCACAGUGUCGCGGGAGACUCCCCACCCACGUCGUCCGCCCGCGCACAAGUCGGUUUCCCUCCGCCAUAGCCCACCGGUACCUGGCCGUCCGCCCGCCGCUCCCACCUUCUACCAGCCACUCACGUCGUUGAGUUCUCCCAAUGCUCCCGCGAGCGACAAGGCGAACCCACCUUCCAGUGCCUCAACGAAAGUCCAGUCGAAUAAGCUCAGCUCGGGGGAAAGUAGCGACGCCGGAAAGUGGUUCGAGAACACCAACAACAAUGCCGUCCAGAGCAAUGCGUCGUUCGCUGACAAUGAACCGCCGUUCUUCCUCCGCAACUCCUCCUCGUCCGACACCCCACCCGACCGUCAUGGACCACACGAACAUAGGGAUCAUCGAACGUCUACGAUGCCGUAUCGGCCCGGUUUGACCCACCUUGGCACAGACGGCAGCAGUACUGAAGAUUUUCGGAGUGUAAUUGACGAUUUGACUGUCGCGAACAAGAAAUUGAAGCAAAAGUUGAGGAAAUACGAAAAGCUCUACGACGCCCACCUUCAAGACGAGAAACUUUUCGAAGUGCGUUUCCAUGGACUGCCAGACCAUAAGAAGAAGGACUUGGAGGGAACUCUACGUAAAUUCGCCGCCGAACUGGAUGACAGUCCCAGCAGCGACAACCCACCGAUUUCAGAUCAGCCACCUUCCUUUAACCCGCAAAAGACGGCCUCUUCGCAUACAUCCCGGUUUGCAGAAUCAGGAUAUGCCUCCAUGUCCGCCUCGGGUCAGAACUCAAUAUCCGCGCCGUCAAAUCAAGCUUCGAACCAGCCGUCCAGCGAGACUGACCGUCGUCGCAUGACUAAAUCACAAUACAACCGACAACAGAAGAAUGUCCAGUUAUAUUUACACGACAUACCGGUUGGCCUGUUGCCAAAGAAUCAUGCACCGAUGACCGACAAAGCGAAGAAGAAGUUGGUGGUGCGUCGCCUAGAACAGAUCUUCGCUGGUAAGCGAUCGGCGUCUGGAAACCACCCGCAACCCAUGCAGCAGGAGGAGGUUGCCCAAUCAGCAGCCAUGGCCGAUCGACGCGCGAAAGAAGCAACUGGGCAGCACUACAAAUCCGAGGGUCACCGUGAAGCGCGCAUCAUGCCUGUCCGAACCGAGGACGAAGAUAUUGCUACGCAUGCGGGUGCCGAAUCGCUGCAGAAAUUGCACCCUAACCUUAACAUCCACGAACAAGACUUUGCUAGUUCCGGGUCCCCUGAUCAACGGCCGACUAGGCCGUUAGACUUGGAUCCGUAUCGUGCCCAAGUGCCCGCAGAAAACAUAGAGUAUAUCCGGCAUCUUGGCUUCACGCCUCCCGAUGUGGACACUGAUGAAGCGCCGUCUGAUGGACACGGGUGGCUGUAUCUCAACUUGCUUGUCAACAUGGCUCAGUUGCAUACGCUCAAUGUCACCCCCGAUUUCGUCAAGGACGCAGUAACCGACUACAGCUCGAAGUUUGAGCUUUCGCAUGACGGUCGCAAGAUACGAUGGAAGGGUGGUCACGACGUGACAAGAAACAGUAGCGACAGCUCGUCCGAGCAAUUGAGCUGCACUUCUCCAUAUGAGACGCUGGCCAGCGGUUAUAGCAAGUCGCCCGCAAAGCGGCUCAAGACUGGACACAGCGGCAGUAGCGAAUCGAAUAUUGACCCUGAGCGCAAGGCGCGACGUAUUGCUCGCUCUCAUAGGGACAAGGAGCACAACAAGUUUGCCUAUACGCCCAUUUUCUUUCACAAAGAGGACUCCGAUGACGACGACGACUUCUAUGGUGUCGACAUGGGCUCUUCGAGCAACUCUCUCAACCAAGCCCAGCAAGCUGGCGAUUCCUCUGCCUUUGCCAGUUCGGCAAUGCGGAGCUCUUCGUCAAGGAAGAAGCGCGAUGAAGGACCCAUGAUAUUCUACAGCAAAGCCAAAUUCUGUACCGACCUCAGUGGCGAUCGCCAGGGCUUCGCCAGCGCCAACCCCGCAUCAUACAAGACUAUCACGACGCACCCCCUUGGAGUUACCUCCGCGUCGCAAUCUGAAACCCGCCAACACACAUCCGACAUUGCCGAGCCGCGAGGUCCAUUGCACGCUACGACGAUGGAUAUCGAUGCUAAGGACGGCGAACGGACCUCUUCUAGCGAGGAGGAAAUCGACUUCUAUCCUACAGCCUUGAGGAACGACAACAGCAAUGACAGCCCGGACACCAUGGAAUUCGAAGCUUCGGGUCUCGGGGGUGUUCAACCGGACGACAAUUUCGCCAUCAAAGUUCGCCGCUCCCAGACCCAGACCGCGUCCUCGGGAGCUUCAUCCGCACGCCGCAAAUCGCAACCCUAUUCCAAGAAGAUCCUCGAGGUUCUAAAGGAACGCCCAUCUCCUGAAGCCGAAAGUUCCUCGCCGACGCAGCAACGGUCAGUGAUCAAAGAAGAGAUCCUUUCCGCGUCUCGGCAAACUUUGCCCAGCUCUGUUCUUCCUCCGGCAUCCUUCCUGCCCUUCGACUCCACGUCGUCAGGCGACGUAGAUUCGGACCUUGAGUCUGACGUCUCCUCCGGCCCCUCGUGGACUACCUCUUCAGAUGAGGAAGAGCCGACGACAGCGCUGGGACUCCUCAACAUCUCCCCGGUCCAUACCAGCAACGAGACUGGGGACGCCGAGGAUGGAUCAUCUGGAGACGAAGUUUCCAACAGCGACGACUCGAUUGACCUUCUCGCAACAGCUCGCCAAAUGGACCCCACCUCUGUUCGCGCCUCAGAGCGUGAGUACGACGCCGCGAUCGCUGAUCGUCUGGCGGAGGAGAUCCCUGCGGGU